Molecule: messenger RNA, 1849 nt
Organism: Bursaphelenchus xylophilus (pine wood nematode)
Lineage: Eukaryota; Metazoa; Nematoda; Chromadorea; Rhabditida; Aphelenchoididae
Source: the annotation of a GenBank genome assembly
AUGUCCGGUCAAGUAAUGUCUCGAUCUUCUCAGGCCGCUACCCCGCCCACUCAAAAUUCCCAAACUAGUCUAGCCAAUCUGACGGUCGAAGAGCUGAAGAAACUCUGUAGGACGACCUUCUUUUCUUUCUAAUUUUUAUUAGUUUCCAUUCCGAUCAAAGCUAACGACGAAGUUCAAGUGAAAGCUCGGGAGGACGCUGUUCUGGCGGUGGGGAAAAAAUUGAGCGGUGAAAAGAAUACGGAGGGUAAGAGCGUUACCGUAAUCUUGUUAUUUUAGAGUUGAAAAAUCUGAUCCUCUCGACUCGCCCCUUCUUGGCUGUUUUGGGAAAGGCCAAGGCCGGGAAAUUGGUGAGAACUCUGGUCGAUUACAGCCUCGUUAUUGAUGAGGAUGCCCAGAUUAAAGUAGGCUUUCAAUCAUACAGAUUACACUUAAUUCAGGUGGAUCUUUGCAAAGAAUGCGUUGAAUGGGCGAAAGAGCAGAAAAGAGUUUAUCUGAGACAAACCCUCGAGGCAAGAUUGGUUCGUCUUUACAAUGACAUUGGUAGAUAUACAGACGCCAAUUCUCUGGGUGAGUUUUUUUUGUUAAAACUAGUUUAAGAUAAGGAGAUAAAUAAUAGAGAAAUUCAUUUACCCAAAUUGCUCUAAAGGGUUAUACAGUAGUUUCUUUACUUGCAGCGCUGACUUUAAUCAAGGAACUUAAGAAGAUUGAUGAUAAAGAUGUCCUCGUUGAAGUUCAGAUCGAGGAAAGCAAGAGUUUAUUCUGUUUGGGCAAUCUUUCCAGAGCCAAAUCAGCCUUGGUUGGAGCUAAGACGACUGCAAAUGCUAUGUAUAUGAAUCCAAAAACUCAAGCAAGUCAUCAUCCCAGUACAUCUGCUAUUUAAAUUUACAUACUUUGUAGUCAAUCGUAAUGUAAUUUUAGUCCGAACUCGACCUCCAAUCGGGUAUUCUCCAUGCUGCAGAAGACCAUGAUUUUAAAACGGCCUUUUCUUACUUCUACGAAGCCUUUGAGAACGCGGAUCAGGCCGAGGAUAAAGUGAUGGGAACCAAGGCCUUGAAGUACAUGUGUCUUUCCAAGAUUAUGCUCAAUGAGCCUGAGGCAAUAGAUAAGAUCUUGACGGGCAAACAAGCAAUCAAAUAUUUCGGGUCAGAAUUGGAGGCUAUGAGAGAAGUCGGGAAGGCCUUUUACAGCAGAGUCCUGAAGACAUUUUUGGCGGUAAGGUUACUGUAGCUUAUCUGUGAUUUAAUUACAGUCCUAAAUAAUGUCAUAAAUAUUUUCAGGCUUUCGAGACCUACAAGAAAGAGUUGAUGGAGGAUCGAGUGGUCAAAUCUCAUUUCUCAACUUUAUCCGAGUCAAUGAUCGAGAGGGAAUUGUGUCGUCUGAUCGAGCCGUACAAAGUUGUUGAACUCAAAUUCAUUGCUGAUAAAAUCGGGCUUCCUCAAGUGCGGGUCGAAAAGAAAUUGGCCUUAAUGUUAUUGGAUAAGGUGUUUUAUGGUUGUUUGGAUCAGAGCUAUGGGGUUAUCUAUGUUCAUGAACAUCCAGGGAAGGAAGAAGGAUACAAAAAUGCCGUCGAUAUUAUCCAUGUCCUCUCGGAUGUAUGUUCAUUCCGUUUUAGGUUUCUUAAAUUCAAGUUUUGAUCUGAUUGGUUUUAAUUUUUAAGUAUCGUUUUUAGACUGUAAAUGCAACUUAUUUGAUGGCCCAUAAGUUGCGUCUUAUGGAAACCAGGGUGAAGGCAAGUGAUGUGGAGAAACCGGUGGAAAAGAAGAGGAAAAAGGCGGGGAAGAAGGUGAAAAGAACUUCGAGUGCCAGCAGUCAGACUGGCAGCACUUCAUCAGCUCCUCGCACGGAAUAA